Messenger RNA from Sorghum bicolor (sorghum), 1650 nucleotides. RefSeq lists its product as uncharacterized. The transcript is spliced from 8 exons. Gene Ontology annotation, cellular component: ESCRT III complex; cytoplasmic side of plasma membrane; multivesicular body. Gene Ontology annotation, biological process: vesicle budding from membrane; late endosome to vacuole transport via multivesicular body sorting pathway. Bases 113 to 1390 code for a protein of 425 amino acids. Lineage: Eukaryota; Viridiplantae; Streptophyta; Magnoliopsida; Poales; Poaceae. The record is from RefSeq and is a predicted model, not a curated record.
CCCCCCCCCCCCCCCCCCCUCGGCGCCGGUCUCCAAGCCCCGCUUCCGCAAUUCGUAUCGCUUCCGGCUCCGGGGACCGACGGCCGCAGCACCGUCUCGCCUCUCGAUUACUAUGGCUUCCGGCGAGGGGGCCGGGGAGGGAUGGGAGGCGGCGGUGCGGGCGGAGGUGGGCGCCGUUGCCUGGUGGGAAGACCCGGACAGCGCCGACCUCCGCGCCAGGUUCAAGGCUUUCACGGGGCAGCGCAGCGACUGGCCGCAGCCCACGGUCCUCUUCUGGAAGGACCUUCUCCUCCGUGUCGCUCGGAGACUCCGCGUCUGCUCCGCCCCUGCCCACCUCGUGACGAGCGCUUGGUUCGCGCGCCCCGGGGGGCUCACGCCGCUCUGCUUGCCGCAAGUUCUGGAAGAGAUGCGUGCGGAUGGGGACAUACUGCUGAAAUCCGAGCUGAUCGAUCCAUCCUCAGGGAGCCUGCACCAGCUGGUCAGGAGGGUGAGCCUGAUGACCAUCGGCUCCAGGAGGACGGUUUCGCAGGAGGACAUCCUCGUGUUCAAAUUGUUGGUUGAGGAACGGGCUGCUGAUAUUGCUAGGCAAUUGGGCGACUCUCAUUGGACAUCGACAUGUGUUGUUACGAUUAGCAAAUUCAAUAGCUUCUUUGUUGACCGGGAGGAUGCUCAUGUCGCAUUGUGUUUUUUGACGCAAUCUGGGAAAGCUAGGUACCUUUCAGGCAGGAAACAAGAACCUAUUGAGUUGCAUUCAUGCCUGCAGGGUGUCAAGUUUGCACUCACUGCUUCACAAGUUCCUGCUGUAUCCAAACUUGACCACGACACCUUGCACUUAGUAUGGACAGAAGAGAAGUUGCAAGGACAGCUUGAUGUGCUUGAUCGCCGAUGGGAGAUUUCAAGGAGAAGGGCAUUGGCAUCCUUCAAAUCCGGAGAUAAACAGGCUGCUUAUCGUUAUGUGAGGCAGUCUAAAUUAUUCUCACAAAGCCGGAGCAGAUGCACACAGUUGUUGGAAAGGAUUGAAGAAGUCAUCAGUCUAAUUGCUAGUGCUGAAUCAAAUAAGAAGGUCUAUGAGGCAAUACAAAUUGGUAUCUUGGCAAUGAAGGACAACAAUGUCAGCAUAGAUGAGGUUAGCAUCCACAUGAAGGAGGUUGAUGAGCUUGUUGCUGCACAAAGAGAAGUUGAAGCUGCCCUUGAAUCAGUACCUCUCCAGUCGUUAGAUGGUGAAGGAGAUAUUGAGGAAGAGUUCAACAAGCUUGAAGCAGAAUUGCAGGAUGACAUUCCACAUAUUCAUGUUCAAGAACCAAUGGCACCUUCCAACAAGGAAUCACCUGAUGAAGUGGUUGAAUCAUUGAGCCAUAACAUGUCAAGAAUUAGACUGGAGCCCAUCUAAACGCUCCAUUUUUCACUUAUUUGACCUGUACAUAGUGUGAUGUAGUCAAAUCAUCUGGUCCCAUCAGUGUGUGUUAUGUUUCUUGUGACAACAUCCUUAUAAAAGGGCAAUUCUGUUGCAGAUAUAUUCCUGACAAGAGUGCAAUGAUGCCUGCUGUUUCAUUGAGCCUCAAUAUUUUUUUUUGAAAACCUAGUGAGCCUCAAUAGUUCACCUCCUACUUCUUUUAAACGGUGGUUUCAAUACCCUAAUAACUUAGUUCA